Messenger RNA from Amoebophrya sp. A25, 3485 nucleotides. The record is from the annotation of a GenBank genome assembly. NCBI's taxonomy places the organism in Eukaryota, Dinophyceae, Syndiniales, Amoebophryaceae.
CCGAUGUUGACGACGAUGAAAGCUUCUACUUCUCAGGAGACGAUGAGGACGACGAUUUCGAUAUCCACAGUUGCGGAUCUCCACAAGAACCGGUUGAGAAUGAGGAGAGCUGGCGCGAGACUGGUGAAGAAGAUCUUAAUGACGUCGCUUCCAACGGUGCAGCUAAGGUUGCAUCCAAUGCCAAAGCCAAGAGACUUGACAGGAGCAUGUCGAUGUCCCCUUCUCCUUCAGAGGCUUCUAAUCAUCUCGCUGGAGGUGCUGCAGCAGGUGAAACUGGUGCUGCUUGUUCUGCUAAUCAACAACAACAUCAAGACGAUCAAGGUAACGAAGAAGACAACGACGAGCAAGCUUUACAACCCAGGGUCUACGUCCCUGGUUUCCCAACUGACGUCUCCAUGUUGCCUUUAGAUGAAUUUUACAGACUGUGGCGAGACUGGUUCCUAUGUAAUCAUUGGAACUACGAAUUUCAACCCGUUAUCGUUGAAAAAGAAGCACGUAUUUCGCUUUGGAGUCUGAUGUCCGUCUCUAGCGCAACUGGUGUGCACCAACUGCUUCAGCAAGACGAACAGGAGGAAUUGGCGCAUCAAUCGGGUUUGGCCAAUUACAUGCAGGGAGGAUCCUUUGCCGGUGGAGGUGGUCCGAUGGCUUUAACCUCCGCAGCUGCUGCAGCAGGUCACUACGAAGGAGGCUCGAACUUUUUGCGCGAUAGUCAGGGUGGGGCGUUGAUGAAUCGCGCACAACGAAGGGGGACCUCGCUCUCCUCCCUUGGUCUAGGAGGUCUACACUCGAACACCUAUGGGCAACAUCAUCUGCAACCGUGCCAUGGAGCUCAGGCGAUGGACGGCAUUAAUCACGGCAUUCAUGAAGAAAACGGGGGCCUACUACUAGGAGGGUCUGCUGGAGGAGGUUUAGGGUCUGCUAGAGGAAGCAGAGGCAACAUAGACGACAUCAAUGGCGACGUUCAUCCGCUGUACGCAUCUGGCGUAGAACAUCACAGUAAUUGGCUGUACAACUCUGCGUCUUCAGGUACCUAUGGAGGUGGCCCAGGUGGAGGAAAUAUGAUGAGUAGAGGUCCUGGGAGCGGAAUGUACGGCAACAUUCCGCAAUACUCGCAAGCUUCGAGUUGUGCGACUCGAAACAGCAUGCUCAUCUCAUCUAUGAACUACAGCGGAGUGAUGCGGAGUUCGAUGCAGAAUCUGGUUUCUCCACCAUCCCAAACGACCGCAGGUCGUGCUAGUACUAUGCUGUUUACGAGGGCCGCGUCGACGGGGGGCGUGACUAACUAUCCUACAUUGCUGCAGUCGUCAGUUCUUGGAUCUGCUGGAGGAGGGCCGAACAUAAGCAGCACUCCUCAUCUUCAACAAAAUCAUCUACAACUACACCAACCUCCCCGUGGGAGUGUUUUCCUUGGAGGGUCCUCCUCAGUCUCCGCCACAAUAGUUUCUCCGCCAGCCAAACGAAGCUUCGUCACCGCUUACAGCACAGCUCCGUUUUCGACCUCCCCGCUGAAACGCAUGACUCGAGGUUCAGUUUUUCGUGGCAACGUUGAUGUUCCAGGAGAAAACGGCACACCACUUCGCUCCUCCACGCGAACGACAACUCUGCCUGCAGGAGGUCUUGUGACGAAUCCAGAAGGAGCGCGAAAUAGCGAAGUAGGAGCACGACCUUCAAUGGCGAACCUGUUCCAUAAGGAAUACGAACAAGUUGAGGUUCAUCAACCACGACCAUGUUUGAAGCCAGAUCAGAGUGAGGAAUACCAGCUCCACGACCCUAGAGGACGGUCGUUGUCACCUUCGCCAAUCAAGGGCUCCUUGGAUCGACAGCGCAGUGCGGCCCGUGACAUGUAUGCGGACAAGGUAACGUUUUUGAGUCGCAUCUCGCAGUUACUGCAAUCGGGACCAGCCCAAGAAAUCCUAGUAGAGGAUCCGACGAUUGGCGGACCACAAGAGCAGCACUUUCAAGAAUAUGGAGCCUCUUCUAGGCCACCUGGAGCUGGGCCUGGAGGUACCUUGAUGGGACCUCUUCAACACAGAGAGCGCAUGCCUUCACAUGCCGAAGUAGAUUCUCCAUUCACAUCACCUGGCGGUGGACCACAUCAAGGAGAAGAUGAUCAACCUGAAGAAGUAGAUACUGCUGGUAGAGAGAGUCAGCAAGUGGGAGUAGAGCAACGCACUAGUCGAGGAGGUGGUUUUUUUUCAGGUUUAGGCUUACCGAUUCCAGUUGGUUUCAUGCGGUCAUCGCGAAGAAGUGCGAAUCCCGAUAAGUUAAGCCUUGUAUGUUGAGAAAAUGAAAAUCCAUGUUUAACAGAAGCAUCAUCUUGCUUGUUCUCAUUUUGAAUGGGAUCAAAAUGGAACCAAAAUUAAUGCUGACCAACCAAGGUCAAGAUGGUGACCACUUCUAACACUAACUAAAACUUUGGUAUCUACUCUUCUAACUAACACUAAGGGCACCAGUCACUUGCUUCCCUUGCCAGGAGUUACAGCCGUACCCUCGAACACGUCAGCAGAUUCGGAUGUAAUGGCAGUGCAGAAAGCUUUCCUCUCGUACUCUCCUAGGAUGCAAGACGCAGUCACUUUCAUGGGUCGUGGUGUUAGAACACUGGUUUUGUUACGGCUUCUCCUAAUCCUAGUCGUAAUCCAUCUUCAGAAGCGAACAUCUUCCUGAUCGAUGACAUGAGGGUUCGGUUGCCAGGGCUAACAGGAUGCUGGUUAUCGAGAUGAAUUAGCAUUGGUGUGAGCAGCUCUAAUUUUCCAAAUGCAGGACCUGAAAGGUACGAUAGUUUCGCAUAUGUCGUCGAGUACUCAGAACGGGGGUUUGCUUGGCGGAGGUGGCGGUACUAUCUUUCCGACCGGGACAGAAGAUCCACCAGACGAGGAUGUGGAUGGGGUUGGUUCACCACGAGGUCGACGUACUAGAGGUACAUCAACAACAAGAACUGGAGACCAUGUGGUGCCGCAAUCUCGUUCCUUGCAUGGCACGGAUAUUUUUGGGAAGAGUGGUGGCGCAGCAGCCCAUCAUGAAGGUGCCGGCGGUAACAAAAGCAAUGUCGACCUCCAAAAUGCAGUAGAUUCGGCGAAUCCGUAUAAUCGUUGGGCAGGCUCAUCACAUGGGAAUACGAGAAAUUUCCUCUCGUCAGGAGGACGUCAAGACGAGUCCUGGUUUAGAUGUGCAGUACUUCGCUGUCUUCGGGGUUGUCGGGCGAUUGCUAAGGGAGGUGCUGAAUCUCUGCCGCUUUCUCCUCGUCAUCUUAGGAGUGGAAAGGGAACGACUUCUUCAGCAAGAAUGUCCGAAGUAGGUGUAGGUGGACACGGAAACUCAACCUCCUCUACCAGUUCUAGAGGAAGCUCAGCGCUCUUCACUUGGUCCCAUCUCUUUUUCCGCUGUUUGCAUUUUCCACGCAACGUCUCGCAAUGGCUAGCCGGUGCCGUAGCCAACGUGGGAAACACGAGCGAACUAUCCGAAAUAUCUGGUCGAUCAGGCGUUAA